This is a messenger RNA of Armigeres subalbatus, 3045 nucleotides long. Its product is annotated as nucleolar MIF4G domain-containing protein 1 homolog. The transcript has 3 exons. Gene Ontology annotation, molecular function: protein binding; RNA binding. Gene Ontology annotation, cellular component: nucleolus. Bases 152 to 2995 code for a protein of 947 amino acids. Gene Ontology annotation, biological process: ribosomal small subunit biogenesis. NCBI's taxonomy places the organism in Eukaryota, Metazoa, Arthropoda, Insecta, Diptera, Culicidae. The record is from RefSeq and is a predicted model, not a curated record.
AAAGACCAGGCGGCUGUCACAAAAACACGUGCUUAUUCGAUUAUUUGUUUUGCUCUCUAUUUUCGCUAUGUUAUGUUUUGCGCUAUUUUCUAUUAAAUUUUCACAAUAAGCGUAUAGAUUUUCCAUUUUCAGUUAAAAUAAUUGAGAUACAAUGAAAAUCAGACCGCAGAAACAUGUCCGCCAAGGUUUCUCAGGCAAAUCGAAACUUCAGCGCCGGUCGAAUCAGCCGAAAACCCGGAAGGAAAUUCGCAAGGAAAAACGACAACAGAAAAAGAUCAACAGAUUCAACUACCAUAGCCGCAAACGAACCGAUCGCUACCCGCAGGAAGAUAGCCGAGCUGCAAAGGGUAAACGCGAUACCGACAGUGAAGAAGAGGAGGAUGAGUUCGACGAUGAGGAAAUUGAGUCGGAAUUCGAGGACGAAGUAGAACAAACGUUGCAGGAGACGAAGAAAAAAUGUCCGCCAAUAAGCCAGAUGGAAAGGGAACGGCAAGAGGAAUUGAAGGAGCUUGAAAACUAUGAGCAAGGGCUAAAGGAAAAGCGAAUCGAACAGCUGGAGGCUGCCAAUGAGGAGGAUGAUUUGAUCAUAAAGAAAUACGAAAAAUUGCUGAAGAUCAAUAGACGAAAGAACAAGCAGGGCGUUCCCAAGAGCUUUAAUGAUGGGUUGGAUUAUGCAUUGGAACUUUGCACGGACGAAAACAUAAGGAAAAUGUAUGAUGCAGCCAAAGAGGCCGCCCAUUUAGAUGAACAUUCGGAAGAUGAGUUUGCAGAUGAUGUACAGGAAGUUCUAGGAAAGAAAGUGAAGGGUGAAAAAAGGUCUAAGAAGCCCGAUGCAGUCAAAAAUGGGAAGAAGUCACGUCAAGAGAAGGAGAAGCAACGUAUGGAAAAUUUGAAGGAAAUCGAGAAAAAGUAUUUAGGAGAUGACGAAUUAGACAGUUUAGGUGGAUAUGACUCUGAAAUAGAAGCCGAUGUAGAUCAAAGUGCGGAAGAGGAUUAUUCGGAUAAUGAUGAGUUGUAUGAUUCAGAUAAAGAUGAAAUGGAUGAGUCAUUAGAUGAGGAUGAAGCAGAACAGGGAGCAGUCACGAAGAAAGGCAAAACUAAAAAGGUGACAUUCCAAAUGGAAGAUGUAUGUUCUAAAGCAAAAAAGGCAAAAAAAAUUGUAACUGAACCGGAGCCGGAGGAGGAUUCAGAAUUUGAUGAAGAUGUAUUUGGGGGCGAUGAUGAAGAUGAUGGCUUGGACGAUCUUAUCAAAGAAAGUGAUUCAGAUGACGAAAAUAAUGUUGAAGGUGAAAACAAGACAACUGUUGAGGAAGAUUGUGAAAAACCAGAAGUUUGGGAAGAUAUCUACGGUCGAAAGCGUGAUAAAGGAGGAAAUGUAAUCAAAGAAGAUUCGGGAAGUGGGAAGUAUGUUCCGCCACAUAUGAGAGCUCGCAUGGAAGCUGCAAGUGGCGGUGAUGCUAAACGCCAGGAGAAACUGAUGAGACUUAAGCGGCAACUUAAGGGACAGAUUAACCGACUGGCAGAAACUAACGUGCACCGAAUUUCUAUUGAGUUGGAUAAUUUGUACAUGCAAAAUGCUAGAUUCGAUAUGAAUAAUACCCUGACGAAUCUGAUUCUGGAAGCCAUAGUGUCUGCAAGCUUAUCACCGGAACGAAUGGUCUUGGAGCAUGUCCUUUUGGUGACGAUUCUGCAUGCUAACGUCGGCUCGGAGGUGGGUUCUCACUUUUUGGAAACGGUUGUAGAGCGGUUCAGCAGUCUUGCGAAACAAAUCGACUCCAUCGAUGUCGAGGAUAAGACUUUGGACAAUUGCAUUCUAAUUUUGUGUCAUCUGUACACGUUUCAAAUUUUCAAAAAUAAGCUUAUUUACGACGUUAUUGAUCAGUUGCUUCGAAAUAUUAAUGAAAAAGCGGUAGAAUGCGUUUUAUUGGUGUUAAAAUCUAUCGGCUUCGUGCUACGGAAGGAUGAUCCACUUGCGUUGAAGGAAAUGAUUCAGAAGGUGCAGAAGAAAGCAGCCGAAGCACCAACCGAGCUUAAAAAUGACUCGCGUGUGAAAUUCAUGUUAGAUACGCUCUUAGCGAUCAAAAACAACAACAUGAACAAAAUCCCUCAAUAUGAUCCAUCUUUAGUGGAGCACUUUCGUAAAAUUUUGAAGGGUAUGAUCACAAGCGGAAAAUAUGUCAGCACUCUUAAUAUAGGCUUGGAUGAUUUACUCAAUGUUGACGAGCGAGGUAAAUGGUGGUUAGUGGGAUCUGCUUGGCAUGGAAAGAAAGACAGCAAGGAUGUAGGUGCCACCGCCCCCUCAACCGGCGCAGUCGCUGGAGGGUUUAGUCAACAAUUGCUGGAAUUAGCACGAAAACAGCGAAUGAAUACCGAUGAUAAGCGGAAUGUUUUCUGUGCGAUUAUGAGUGCUGAGGACUAUCUGGAUGCGUUCGAUAAGAUUCUUCGUUUGACCAUCAAAGACCAACGAGUAGUGGCUACGGUAGUACUGCACUGCUGUUUAUCGGAGAAAGACUACAACCCAUAUUACAGUAUAUUGUCACAAAAGUUCUGUGAGUAUGAUCGUCGCUACCAGUUGGCUAUCCAAUACGCUAUCUGGGAUCGGUUGAAGGAAAUACAUUCGUUGAAGCAAGCUCCCUCCAGGAACUUGUCUAAAUUGUUAACUCAUUUAAUUAGUGAAGGAGGCUUAGCGCUGUCCGUACUGAAAGUGAUUGAAUUUGCCGAAAUCGAUAAGAUUACAUUGCGAGUAGUACGGCAGAUCAUGCUGGGCGUGCUACUAUUGGAAGAUGAGAAUAAGUGCUUGCAAGUGUUCAAUCGAAUUGCACCUAGCCAGAAGCUGAAAGCGUUCAAGGAUAGCUUGAGAUUGUUCUUGCACCAUUUUCUGCUGAAAGGAAGUGAUAAGUCGCGAGUUGCUGAGGUUCAACUCCAGUUGCUGCAGCAGCGAAUUCGGAUGGCCGACCGGAUGUUGGAUACGUCGGACUCGCGCGUGCAGUUCUAGGUAACAUAAGGUUAUCAAAAAUAAAGAAAUAAAAAAAUAUUUCUCCGAAA